This is a messenger RNA of Phyllopteryx taeniolatus (common seadragon), 5150 nucleotides long. It is a transcript of the gene ptchd1, whose product is annotated as patched domain containing 1. NCBI's taxonomy places the organism in Eukaryota, Metazoa, Chordata, Actinopteri, Syngnathiformes, Syngnathidae. The record is from RefSeq and is a predicted model, not a curated record. Gene Ontology annotation, biological process: cognition; chemical synaptic transmission. Bases 342 to 3257 code for a protein of 971 amino acids. The transcript has 5 exons. Gene Ontology annotation, cellular component: plasma membrane; synapse.
CAUCUUGGUUCCCACAACCGUCAUGCCUGAAUGGCGCACGCACGAACGCAGCCUACUAAACGGCACCUCGGCGCCGGGCUGGGCUGAGUCGAGAGUCGGGGAGCGCAGACGGAGCUCUGCCUCAGCGGAGGGGUACGGUCCGUUCGAACACACCGGAAGACGCAGCCGGUCUGUGGCGUCUUGAGCGGGGAUGCUCACUACAGCAUCAGGUUUUUACGGCGGAUGAGAGGAGGACUUUAGACCGAGACCACCCCCGCCCCUCCCUGCGCCGCUCUUGGCUUCCCCUCAUUGCAGAUGCAGAGAAGCGGGGCGUGCGCCGCCGAUGCGCCCGGCCGCCCCUGAUGCUCCUCGGCGCCGCCUCGGGGCUUUCCGCUCGCUGGGAGAGGCUGGAGCGGCCGCCGCCGCCGCCGCGGGAGCCUCCCGCUCGGCCGCGCGCCGCCAUGCUGCGCCGAGCGUUGCACGCCGGCCUGAGCGGCGGCUUCCGCGCGCUCGGUCGCUUCGUGGCCAGCCAGCCGGUGUUGUUCGCCUCAGCGCCGGUGCUGCUCGCCGUGCUGCUGGGCGCCAGCUUCAGCCGCUACCGCGUGGAGGAGGACGUGCAGAGCCUGCUGGCGCCCAAGCACAGCCUGGCCAAGAUCGAGGGCAACCUGGUGGACAGCCUCUUCCCCAUCAACCACUCCAAGCACGCCCUCUACUCGGACCUGCAGACGCCCGGACGCUACGGCCGCGUCAUCGUCACCUCCCGGCGGGGGAGCGUGCUGGAGCCGCCGCAUCUGGACACCGUGCUCAAGCUGCACAGGCUCAUCUACCGGAUGCAGGUGACGGUGCCCCAGAGCGGCCCGAACAGCUUCAACUACUCCUUCUCGCACCUGUGUCUCCCUGACGACAAGAACGCGUGCAUCGUGGACGACAUCAUCCGCGCCAUGGAAGACAUCCGGUCGGCCCGGGCCGCCAACCGCUCGGUGCCCGUCCUGCGCUACCCCAUCACGCAGCUGGCGGACGGGCGCCGGGCGUACGUCGGCCACCAGCUGGGCGGCGUGCAAAGCUGGGCCCCCGACGGCGGGACGCGGGGGCCGCGGGGCGAGGGUGUUCGCUCGGCGCGGGCGGUCCAGCUGACCUACUACCUGCAGGCGCGCGGCGGCCUCAUGGAGGGCGUGGCCGGCCAAUGGGAGAAGGCCUUCUACGGCCGGCUGCGGGAGUUUGCGGCGCUCCACCCUCAGCUGGGCUUCUACCCGGCCACGUCGUCGUCCCUCAGGACCGACUUCCAGCUGUCCUCUGUGCUGGCGCGACGACCCCUAUUGGCCGGCUUGGGCCUGUGCGGCGCGCUGGCCGUCCUGUGCUGCUCCAUGCGGGACUGCGUCCGCUCCAAGCCGUGGUUGGGCGCGCUGGCCUUACUGUCCGUCACGCUGGCGGGGCUGACGGCGGCGGGCAUUCUCAACCUGAGCGGCUCCACCUACAACUCCACCUACCUGGGCAUACCUUUUGUCAUGCUGGGUCAUGGCCUGUUCGGCUCCUUCGAAAUGCUGUCGUCCUGGCGCCGUACGCGUGAGGACCAGCACGUGAAGGAGCGCGUGGCGAGCGUCUUCGAGGACGUCAUGCUGCGCUUCUCGGGCUCCACGGCGCUCCACCUGUUGACUUUGGGCCUGGCCGCCUCGCCCCUCACCAACAUGGAGGCGGUCCGCCUCUUCUGUCGCGCCGCAGCGCUGGCCGUGGCCGUCAGCUACGCUUACGUGCUGUCCUUCUACAGCUCCUGCCUGGUCUUCACCGGCUACCUGGAGACGGGCUACAGGCACGGCUGCUUUUGCCGACGAGUGCCCAAACAGGAGCGGCUGGACUCCAAGCCGGCCUGGUACCGAUGCCUGAUGUACACCCGCUACCAGGACGAAGCGCAGACCACCACGGGGACGCCGCACGCGCCUCGCCCGCCCGACCUGGCGCACACGCGCACUUACGUCCGCCCACACGCGGCCGCCGACCACCUAACGAGCGCGCCCGGCCACGCCAAUGCCUCGGACGCCCGUCCCCAGGACUCGCACCUUCUGCUGGGCUGCGUGAGGCGUUGCUACGGAGACUGGAUCACCAAUACCUACGUCAAGCCCUUUGUGGUGCUGCUCUAUCUGGUCUACAUCUCCUUUGGACUCAUGGGCUUCCUGCAGGUGGCCCAGGGCUCGGACCCCAGCGGCCUGGUCGCCAUGGACACGGCCACGGUGUCGUACACCCGCGCCCAGCAGCGCUACUUCAGCUCCUACUCGCCCGUCAUCGGUUUCUACAUCUACGAGAGCGCCCCCUACUGGAACGCCUCGGUGCAGCGCGACCUGCUGGAGUACGCCAAAGGCUUCCAGCGCAUCAGCUGGCUGGAGGCCUACCUGGCCUACCUGUCCGAGCACAACCGCUCCACCAGCUCGCCUCGGGACAACUUCACCCGCACUCUCCGCCUGGACUUCCUGCGCGAGCCUCAGUUCGCCCACUUUGCCGACGACAUCAUCUUCGCCGAGCGGGGCCCCGGCGAGGAGCCCGAUGUGGCGGCGUCGCGCAUCUUCCUGGUGGCCAAGACCACGGAGAACAAGCGCGAGGAGAUGUCGGUGCUGCUAGACACUCUGCGCCGCCUGUCGCUCACCUCCCGCGUGCGCUUCCUCAUCUUCAAUCCGUCCUUCGUGUACCUGGACCGCUACGCCGCCGCCGUCAGCUCGCCGCUGCGUCACUCGCUCCUGGCCGUCCUCUUCCUGUUGGGUCUGUCCUCCCUGGCCGUGGUGGAGCCCUUAGUGUCCGUGUGGCUGGGGCUCACCCUGCUCUCGGUGCAGUUCGGCGUCCUGGGAUUCAUGACCCUGUGGGGCGUGGAGCUGGACUGCGUGUCGGUGUUGUGUCUGAUCCUGGCGUUGGGCCACGCCGCCGACUGCAGCGCGCCGCUCCUGUCCGGCUUCGCGGCCGGCCGGGGUGACAGCAGGACCCGCUGGGUGAGGGUGGCGCUGGAGCGGCACGGCGUACCCUCGCUGCAGGCCUUCCUGUGCUACGGCGCCGCCCUGGCGCCCGUGGGCUCAGUGCGCUCCAACCUGACGCGCACGCUCUUCCGUUGCCUGGCGCUGACGGCCGGGUGCUCCGCCUUGCACGCGCUGGCCUUCCUGCCCACCCUGCUCACCUUCCUGCCGCCAUCCAAGAGCCGAGCCCGCCGGCCCGACGGCGGGGACGCCCCCCGGCAGGAGGUGGAGUGCGUGGAGAUGAACGACGGCACUCGAGUGGUCGACCAAAUCACCACGGUCUGACCACGGGGGUAUGGAAAGAAGUUUUAGAGCAUUUAUUCCAUGGCCUCAAGAUCCAUCUUAAGAGCCAAGGACUUGUCCUCACUAGUAAGACAAUUAAGCGUACUAGUAGGAUGUCUGUGUAGGUUCUCAGUCAUCCAGGUGAUGGUAAUCCACUGAGUGUGAAUCAAGGCAAGCUUUUUGGUUGUAGGCGUUUCGACCGCUGCACAGACGUAUGGCGCAACAUCGGCGGGCGGCUUCUUCGGGUCCUGAAUCAGAAGCGACAUUCAUUCGAGGCCAAAUUCUGGAUAGGGAGGAGCGCUAGUUUGAAAGAGGCGUAAAAGAAGCCAUCUACUGUAUGUCAAACUCGAAAAGGCGUCACCGCUCGUCUGCCUCUAAACAACGUCCUGACAUCUCUCAUUCAACGGGAAGACUGGCCCAAACGAGCUGACGAGCGAUCGACCGAUUGGUAUGCAGAACAGUCGUUUCACCAACUACAUCCGGCAACAAGAACAAAAUCGACUCCACACGUUAAAUAAAUACUACUACUAUGGGGAAACUACAAACAACAAUGAUGUAAACAAUAAACACGUAAUUCCUGCCCAGCAUGCCUGGUGGGGUUUUGUCAAUAAAUAGUUGGAGCAAAAGGGGGGGGUCUCACACAGGGCGCCAUUUAAGAUGGGACAGCCACUGGUCACUAGUGACAUGCAGUCGUCCUACUAGUGAGGACAAGGAGUGUUACUAGUACAUGGACCAUGACAUGGAUCUCAAGAAAAUGGAAUAAAUGCUCAGUGUUUUUGGUGUCGGACUCUCCAACCCGCUGGUUGCCAUGGAGACUGCCGUGUGGGAACAUUCACUGGGAGGUGAGCGCGUGGUGUGAAAAACGGAGAGAAAAAAGGUUCAGCAAAUGCACAUUUUAUCAUGGAGGAGGAGCGAGAUGUAGCGUUUCCAUGGCAACGGGCUCAUUGCGCCGCAGCCUAAAACGACCAAAGAGCCGAUCUCGGGUCUUUCGGGUGCACUAAAACGGAUGUUGCCAAAUGUUUGCAGAGCACGCGAGGUGGACAAAAGUACUGGGACACACCUCAUCAUCAAUCAGUCAAUCAACUCAUAAGAGCCCGUUAUCUUAAUUGAUCAUCAUUUAUUCAGUGCACGCUGACCUCACAAAUGGACCCAAAAUUGUUGUAGCUCGAGUUUUCACUUCCUGCGGGUGUCCUGAUACUUUUGUCCUUACGGCGUGCUCAUCAGUGACCACACGAGGAGGCCGUCGUCUGUAUUUCUACGCCAAUGCUGGACAAAUAAAGCCACAGUGGUUCAAACACACUGGAGUUGUUGGUAGUUGUGAUGUGACUCCACAACAACAGUCGUCCAUUUUCUGUAGCCCUUGACCUCAUGAACUCAUUCACUGGCGUGGACGUUUCUAUUGGUCAACUGGAAGCCGAACAUUUUCUGCCACUGACGAAUAUAUUUGUCAAGUACUUUUAUCAAGCAGUAAGCAGGGAAGACGGUCUUGCCCAGAUUGUCUGUGAAAUUCAAGCUUCCAUGGGACUGUAAUGAAGAACAGACGCCAGCAGAUGGCGACGUUGCAUCGCUUUGGAUUUCAGAUCGGCACCACUUCUGAGUAGAAGAUAAAGAUGCUAUGGACGACUUUAGGCCCCUCACGCUCCAACAGAGUAUGUAGAUGUAGGGUAUAAACAGAAUAUGUGUCGCGGUAUACAAUAGAAAGGUUGUGUUGCAAUCUAUGAGAAAAGGUGACACAGUUCACCGAGCGAAUGUUAAACAGCAUGUAAAAAAGCCACUGACCUUCAAUUCGCUCACGGCGCGCUUUGUUCGCUUGCUGCCAAAUGACAGUUUUACAGUGUCGAGGUCCAAUUUGUGAACGUAUCACACCAAAGAUAAGUAAACGCUGCUUUAAAAACG